AUGAUAAAGCACUUAGUAAGUAGUGAUGAUGAUGAUGAUGAUGAUGAUGAUGAUGAUGAUGAUGAUGAUGAUGAUGAUGAUGAUGAUGAUGAUGAUGAUGAUGAUGAUGAUGAUGAUGAUGAUGAUGAUGAUGAUGAUGAUGAUGAUGAUGAUGAAACCAUUCGAAGCCUACAGAGAAUACUUCAAAGUAAAAGUAGUUUGUAA
Schistosoma spindalis is the source of this 204-nucleotide messenger RNA. NCBI's taxonomy places the organism in Eukaryota, Metazoa, Platyhelminthes, Trematoda, Strigeidida, Schistosomatidae. The record is from the annotation of a GenBank genome assembly.